AUGGGUCCUCCAGGGGGAAAGAUCAACCGGCCCCGAUUGGAACUGAAGAAGAAGCUGUUCAAGCGCAGGUGGGUAUUGAACCGGGAGUGGCGACUGAGGCACCAGGUGGUGGGGGCUGUGGUAGAUCAAGGGCUGAUCACGCGCCACCAUCUCAAGAAGCGGGUGUCCAGUGCACGUGCCAACAUUACUCUGUCAGGAAAAAAACGCAGAAAACUCCUCCAGCAGAUUUGGCUUGCCCAGAAAGAGAAGACAGCCAUGGAGGUGGAAGCCCUCUCAAAGCCAGCCAGGACUAGUGAACCACAGCCCAAACAGCCAAAGAAGGCCAAAGCCCCUCAGGAUGUAGACAUGGAGGACCUUGAAGAUGAGAGCUGAAA
Molecule: messenger RNA, 374 nt
Organism: Tupaia belangeri chinensis (Chinese tree shrew)
Lineage: Eukaryota; Metazoa; Chordata; Mammalia; Scandentia; Tupaiidae
Exons: 1
Coding region: 1-372 (123 amino acids)
Source: RefSeq, a predicted model, not a curated record